CAGCUGUGUUUACUGUUUUCAUCUUCCCUAAAACACACACACACAGUAAUCUGCAAAUAAUGGCGAUUAACUGAGGGAAAACAAAAAGAGUCUGAAGAUCUUGGACUCACUUACUUAAGGGGGAAGAUUAUUGAUGUUAAUUGUUUAGGGUUUUGUUUUUAGUUUUAAUGGAUUUGGUUCAAGUGAGUUGUAGUAAAGCAGCAAAUUUUGUGUCAGAAGGUGAUGUUAUUAGCAGCUUGCCAGAGACUCUGAUAACUAAUAUUUUGGAUCGUUUGCCUAUACGAGAUGCGGUUAGGACUGGUAUCUUGGCCAGAAACUGGAGGUUGAAAUGGACUAUGCUCUCCCAACUUGUGUUCGAUGAGAAGUUCUUUAAGGAUGUAUUCGGAGCACCAGGCACAGAUAGUUAUGAUUGGAGGAAUGUAAUUAAAUUCCUCCUUUCUCUUAGAGGUUCCAUAACGAAGUUUACCCUUCGUCUACCAAAGGACAUGGUAUUCGAUGUUGAGGAUAUUAACCAUUGGUUUUUGUUCUUGUCUGGAAAAGAAAUUAAGGAUGUCUCUCUUAUAAAUAUGCAUGAAACACCACUUAAGUUGCCUGACCACCUUUUCUCUUGUCUUGAGUUGAAAUGUUUGGAGAUUCGGGACUGCUAUUUUUGUCCUCCACUUAGUUUUCGAGGUUUUCCAAACCUAUUGAAGUUAAACUUGCUUCGGGUACAUUUUGAAAGCUAUAAAUUUGGGGAGCUUGUCACUUGUUGUCCCGUACUUGAGAUUCUUGGUAAUUACGUUGAUGGACUUUUAGGCAAAGUAAAAGCAGUUGAGAUUGCACAACUUGAUAAUCUCAAAUCAUUAAGUAUGUCAUUAUCUAACCUUGAUACAGGGACAUUAACAAGUUCCAGCAUCUUUCAGCUUGUGGGUUCUUUUUCAAAACUUCAGGAAGUUAUUUUGGUUUUUUUAAACUGCAAGUUAUUGGCAGAAGCUGGUGCUACAAAGGGCAUCACUACCACUUUUCCUUGUCUUGAGAUUCUAAGAUUAUGGUCGGUAGAUUGCAAUAAGGAUAUCGAGGUAUCAUUAGUUUUGAAAAUGAUAUGUUGCUCUCCAAAAUUGCAGAAGCUUCAGAUCGUGGGUACAUACGAAAAUGACGUCCCACCCAUCGCACCCUGUUCUUCAGAUUUUAAUGAUAACACAAUGUGGCGGUCGCAGCUUCGAAGUGUGGUGUUUGCAUGUUCCAAAGGUUCCAAGUCUGAAAUAUAUCUGAUAAAAACUUUACUUGCUUGUUCCCCCUUGCUAAAGAAGAUUGCUAUUGGGCUCAACACAUCCUUAAUGGUUGAUGGUGCAGAUGGAAGGCUUCAGUUUGCUGAGAAAUUGUUAAAACUCCAUCGAGCCUCUACUAUGGCAGAAAUAGACCUCUUCUACUUUAGUAACUGGGAUUCAUCUGUCCCAUAUUAUUAUUGGUAAUUUCUAUAGAUUAUGUGGUUGGGGUGUAACUUCUACAUAUGUAGCACUCAAAAUCUGUUGCACUCCUUUUGUUUUAUUAAUACGCCUGAUGUUUUAGAACUUCCCUGAGUUUUUGAUGUAAUUGGCCGUCUCUUGUAAAAUGAGAGAGAUCACUGGUCUAGUUGUUUGAGGUUCUUUAAAACUAGUGUAAGCUAUGACAGAUUCAUGUAUUGAACAGCCUUGUCAAAA
Molecule: messenger RNA, 1679 nt
Organism: Erigeron canadensis
Lineage: Eukaryota; Viridiplantae; Streptophyta; Magnoliopsida; Asterales; Asteraceae
Product: F-box/FBD/LRR-repeat protein At1g13570-like
Exons: 4
Coding region: 168-1451 (427 amino acids)
Molecular function (GO): protein binding
Source: RefSeq, a predicted model, not a curated record